AUGCUCCAAUCCCAAGCUCAGCAGACGGUGGAGGUGUCCGUCGGCCGAGUCUGCACGAUCGCGGAGUACCUUCUCGAGCGACUCGUGCAGCUCAACGUUACAAGCAUCUUUGGGGUGCCCGGAGAUUUCAACCUCGCCUUCUUGGACUAUAUCGAAUCGCACUCCAAGCUCGGAUGGGUAGGAAACUGUAAUGAACUUAACGCGGCAUAUGCGGCCGAUGGCUACGCCCGAGUGAAGGAAGGCAGCAUUGGCGUGGUCGUCACCACCUUCGGCCAGAAAAACAAGCUCGUGCUUCAUCACACCUUCGGUGACGGCCGCUACGAUAUGUAUUUCAAGGCCGCCCAGCAGGUCGUUAUCUCGCAUGCCUCGCUCCAAGACAAGGCUACCGCAGCUGCCGAGAUUGACCGCGUCAUCACCGAUUGCGUCCUCAUGGCACGCCCAGUGUAUCUCGUACUCCCGACCGAUCUCGUUAGCGCGCAAAUCCCGGCAGAGCGCCUCCAGACUCCGCUCAAUACCGAGCCGCCACAGAACGAUCCCGAGACCGAGAGCGUCGUGCUUGACGAGAUUGUCAAGCUCAUCGAGGAGGCAGAGCGUGGUGUCAUCAUCCUCGUCGAUGCCUGUUCGAUCAGGCGCAACGUAAAGGACGAAGUCUUCGAGUUCGCAAAGAAGACGCGUUUCCCCGUUUACUCUACUCCAAUGGGCAAGACUGCGAUUCCUGAGGACUACGAGCUCCAUGGUGGCAUAUAUGCCGGAGUGACCAGUCGACCAGAAGUUAAGGCGAAGGUUGAGAGCGCGAAGCUCAUCAUUUCUGUUGGCGGUCUGAAGACUAACUUUAACACUGGCAACUUCACAAACAAAAUCUCGCCCGCCCAGACCGUUGAGCUUCAUUCUGAUCAUACCCGCAUCCGCCUUGCCACAUACCACGGCAUUGGCAUGAAGCAUCUGCUGCCCAAACUGACGGAACGCAUGCAGCCCUUCAAAGAAGAUGUCAAGGCAAUCGACGUCCCCGAGUUCACGCUCCCUGUUUCGCAAGAGGACAACGACAAGAUCUCGCACCUCUGGCUCUGGCCACGCCUCGGACAGUUUUUCAAGAAGGGCGACAUCAUCGUGGCUGAGGCUGGCACGGCCUAUUUCGGCGCCCUUGAGAUUCCCAUGCCCGGCGGCUCAGUCUUUAUGUCGCAGUUCCUCUGGUGCAGCAUCGGAUGGACCGUCGGCAGCACGCUGGGCGCCGCCAUCGCUGCGCGCGACAUGGGCCUUCCUCGAGUCAUCCUGUUCGUCGGGGACGGUAGCAUCCAAAUGACGGCGCAGGAGCUCUCGACCAUGAUACGUUACGGCGUCAAGCCCAUCAUCUUCGUGCUCAAGAACAACGGGUACACCGCCGAGCGGUAUCUACAUGACGAGAACGCGCAGUACAACGAUAUUGCCACCUGGCAAGGCUUCUUCCUCCCGCCCAUGGGUGGCACUGAGGGCGAGACCUGUCAGUCUUACACUGUAAGGACCAAGAACGAGCUGUCGCAGCUGCUCGACAAUGUCGAGUUUGCCAAGGCCGAGAAGAUCCAGCUCGUUGAGCCGCUGAUGGACACGCAUGAUGCUCCCCGUGUGCUCAAGGUCUUAGCCGCGCUCCUUAAAAAGGCGAAACUUGAAGAGUAG
This is a messenger RNA of Phanerochaete carnosa HHB-10118-sp, 1650 nucleotides long. RefSeq lists its product as uncharacterized. Gene Ontology annotation, molecular function: carboxy-lyase activity; magnesium ion binding; thiamine pyrophosphate binding. The record is from RefSeq and is a predicted model, not a curated record. NCBI's taxonomy places the organism in Eukaryota, Fungi, Basidiomycota, Agaricomycetes, Polyporales, Phanerochaetaceae. The transcript is spliced from 9 exons. The coding region runs from base 1 to 1650 and encodes 549 amino acids.